CCUGGGAAGGUGGAGACUCGGCGGGGAGGAGGGUCACAGCCUCGGCUGCCCUCCAACCUGACGCUCCCUGGCUGGGCGGAGACGAGGCAGGCGGCUCUUCCCCCACCCUUCCUUCCGUCUCCACGUUGCGCCAGGGCGAGGCAGUCGCGUUGGUGUAGCCAGCCGCUGUAUCGGGAGGCCGGGCGUCCGAUCUUCGCUUGGGAGGCCGGGCGAGCCGUUCCAAGAGGCGCCUCCGACGGCUCCCCGCUUCUGGAGCGGCGUCAUGUCUGGCUUGGAUUAUCUGGCCGCCGAGUGCCUGAUGUCCAUCUCCAGUGGGGCCUUGAUCCACCCGGCCUCCAGCCUCAUCAGCGCGAAAGAAGAGCGAGGCGGGCGUCCCCCUUCCCUCCCCAGCGCCCGCCAUCCGGGGCGCCCCGACUCUGCGCUUUCGGACUGCAGCGGGAGCUGCUCCUCUUCGCCCGGAGGGGGCGAGCCGCGAAGCGGCGUCCCGGUCCUGCCGCAGGCGGGGGAGCUUCCCCGAAGAGCCGGCGCUGACAGCCCCGCCAGCCUCUCCGCCAUCUCCCCGGCCAAAAGGCACCAGUGCCCUUUCCAAGGCUGCAUUAAGGUCUACGGCAAAUCGUCGCAUCUGAAGGCGCAUCUCAGGACGCACACCGGUGAGCGUCCAUUCCCGUGCAAUUGGGCUGGCUGCCAGAAGAGGUUUGCACGCUCGGAUGAGUUAGCCCGCCAUUUCCGCACCCACACCGGUGAGAAGCGGUUUGCCUGCCCACUCUGCGAGAAGCGGUUUAUGCGGAGUGACCACCUGACCAAGCACGCCCGCCGCCACCCAACUUUCCAGCCUGGCAUGGUCCGACGAUCUGAUUGCUACAGAGCCUCCCCUACUGACUCAGCUGGCAGCAGCUUGGCCGGAAGCCCCGCCCCUGGCAGCCCCGCCUCUGACAGCCCCGCCCCUUAAAGGGGGCAUGCCACCAUGUUUCUUGUCCUCCCAGACCUGGCCUCUAGGGGGAGACCAGAUACUAUUUCAGAGGCAUUUUUUUGAUUCAGAAACUUGGUUUCCCCAUCACUUCCAGUUAUGAUUUAAUAUGCCUUAUUUCAGAAAAAAAAAAAAGCUUCUUCUUGUGCUUGGUGGCCAUUUUGAUUAUUGUACAAAUCCCUCUCCCUGCUUGCUUCCAAGCUGUAGCCUCUAUGCACAUUCCCAUCCCACCCAAGCUGAGGAUGGCAGGAUUUGUGGAAACUAAUCCAGCAGACUUGAUUAAACUUGGUUGAUGUUCCUUUGGAACAUCCGUUGUGGCCCCCAGUCAGGGGUAACAGAUGAUUUCCUAGCCCUUGGUCAAAGAGAUAGUCCCAACAUCACUUUGCCUCAGUUUUCCAGCUGCAAAGAGACUUUAUUCCAGGGGUGUGCAACCUUGGCAACGUUUAAGACCGAUGGGAGUUGAAGUCCACAGGUCUUAAAAUUGCCCAGAUUGGACACCCCUGCUUUAUUAUUGUUGGAACUGUUCAGCUCAACCCUUCCCUAUCAUGGUGAGAAUGCUGAUUUUCACAUUCAUUGUAGCCCUCAGGAAAUGAAAGUACCUUGUUUCACUUAGCUUUAAGCCUCUCUUUCUGGCCAACCUACAGAUAAAGGAGAAACGAUUGACUCUUCGCAUUUAGAAAGAGACUGUGGUGGAAACUGCUCUCUAUGAUUUUUGGCCCUCUUGUGUUCAAUAAUCAGAAUUAAAUUGCCUCUGAGUAGGGAGGGACCAUUUUAGCCAUCAAGGCUAACAGCAAAACAUAUGAAAUCAUGGCUUUCCAUCCCGUCUCCCCAUCCCUGGCCUAAAUUGAUUGUCUGCAAACCAUCUUUUGGGGAAAUGUUCAUAUUGACGUAGGCCCUUUGACACUAGAACUGCAGCAAAAGUGGGAGAUGAUUCUUUUUCCCCACAGGGAAAUUGGGUGUUGGUAACUAACCUUUUGACCUGAUACUGUAUGUAAAUAUAUAUCCCCCCCCCCAGGUCAACUUUACUUAAGGUAAAAAAGAUGAGGACCUGUUUCUACGGGUGUAUCUGUUUCAGGGUGUGUGUGUGUGUGUGCGCAUGUGUGUUUAUGGUUUUUAUAAAAUAUGUAUUUAUUCCUUUAAAGAUAGAAUGCAGGAGACCAGUGGUAAAGUUUUAUUGUCUGAAUGGUUGGCACAUGGAUGAACUAAACCUGAAAGGAAUGGGAUUUUUAGUAUGACUCAGGACACCUAAAAGCACUUUUUCUCACUUUCAUGGGGCUGUGGCAACUGCUCUGCACAGCUGUACACCAGGCAAGUGUGUAUGUGUGUGAGUUCCUUGUUUAAAAAUGGAUGCUUUAAUGCUUUUGGUGAUGAUGGUUCUUUGCAAGCUGUCAGGUGUCUCUCAACAAGGCUAGACAGGAAGCAGGCCCAAGCAGGCAUUUGAGGAUACAAAGCUCCAGUAAGUAGAUUUAUGGUGGAAAAAUGAAUGCAGCCAUUAUGAAAGAAUUUCAGUAAUUGCUCUGUAUUAAAUGAAAAGUACGUGUUUUGUGAAAUCCAGCUUUAUUUUCUGGUGGCUUCUAGUGCCCAUAAGCCAUAGCUGGUGUGAAGCUGCUGGUCUAGUAUUAGGCUAUUUGCUUUGGAUUUGGAGAGAAUUGGCUCUUAUAUAAAAGCAUCUUUGAUUUCCUUCAGUGCUCUGCUUCUGAAAAACGUAAAUCCAUUUAUGCAGACAUGGCUGUCUUUGCACUUGCAUUUUGAGAACAAGCCAUGCUGUCACCAUUCUUAGCCUGGCAAAUAAGGUGGAAUAGGAUAAUGAGAUCUGGGCAGAAGUGCCAUUUAGAUGUUUCAAGGGAUAGCAAUAGAAGGAACUGGGAAGCAAAAAGCAGGAGGGAACAGAUGUUGCCAUAUUAAUGAGUCUUCCCCUUGGCAAUAUAGGUGGUUCUCGACUUACAACAGUUCAUUUGGUGACUGAAGUUAAAACAACCCUGAAAAAAGUGACUUCCGAACGUUUUUCACACUGUGCAGCAUCCCCAUGGUCACGUGAUCAAAAUCCAGAUGCUUG
Molecule: messenger RNA, 3023 nt
Organism: Crotalus tigris (Tiger rattlesnake)
Lineage: Eukaryota; Metazoa; Chordata; Lepidosauria; Squamata; Viperidae
Gene: KLF16
Product: Kruppel like factor 16
Exons: 2
Coding region: 263-949 (228 amino acids)
Biological process (GO): regulation of transcription by RNA polymerase II
Molecular function (GO): RNA polymerase II cis-regulatory region sequence-specific DNA binding; DNA-binding transcription factor activity, RNA polymerase II-specific
Source: RefSeq, a predicted model, not a curated record